AUGGCGGAGGCAAGGUGCUCCUCCAGCAGCGAGCAUUCGGAGGUGGAGCUCCGGAUGGACAAAGCCUUUCAAAUCUUCUGGGAGAAGCUCGAGGCUCUUAUGUUCCCAACAACCCCAGAGAAAGCACCUGGAACUCGACCGCGCACUCGCCCAAGCGUAUCCCAACGAAAGCCCGCACAGACAGCUCAGGCACCGAGCCGUCAGGAAAAAAGAAACCAGUGGGACACUAUUAAAAAACGGGCGACCAGAGACCCGUCAGGUGGCAACAGGAGGAAGGCGACAGCCACAUCAAACCGGCAAGUAACCAUGCGGACACAUAUCAGCCCACCCGGCCACCAACCUGAUACUGAGGGUCAGCACCAAGUGGCCUGA
Molecule: messenger RNA, 372 nt
Organism: Pelobates cultripes (western spadefoot toad)
Lineage: Eukaryota; Metazoa; Chordata; Amphibia; Anura; Pelobatidae
Source: the annotation of a GenBank genome assembly